Saccostrea echinata is the source of this 2522-nucleotide messenger RNA. RefSeq names its product spindle and centriole-associated protein 1-like. The record is from RefSeq and is a predicted model, not a curated record. NCBI's taxonomy places the organism in Eukaryota, Metazoa, Mollusca, Bivalvia, Ostreida, Ostreidae. The transcript has 18 exons. The coding region runs from base 51 to 2402 and encodes 783 amino acids. Gene Ontology annotation, biological process: metaphase chromosome alignment; mitotic spindle assembly; regulation of centriole replication. Gene Ontology annotation, cellular component: centrosome; spindle; centriole.
GGAUUUUUAACUUGUAUAUACUUACGUGAUUUGAAUAACCACUAGAAGAAAUGUCCUUUGUAAGAGUUAAGAAAUCUCACCCUGCAGGGUUGCCAAGGAAACAGAAAGUACACAGAAAGAAGCCAGCAUGGGAUGACACCAUACAAGAUUUAACAGCUCUGAAGGCCACACCAGAAGAAAUUGAACAAAGAAAAGCCUCCCACAGGUCAAAAAAUGCACUGGCUGCCAGACUUGAAAAACAUAAGAAAGCAAAUGCUGCCAAACAGAACUUGAGUAUUUCCACUGCUGAGGCUCGCCAACUGGCUGUAAUGAAGGAAGUCCUAUAUGACCAGCAGCAGCUACAUGAUGUUUUAAGUAAGUCAGACAAGAUGAUGGCAGUUGUGAAGGACAUUUUUGGUGAUGAUCCAAGGAGAUUUACUGGUUUUCCUAAUGUCACCUCGGCUCCUAAUGCUGAAAACAGUGGCAGGUCAGGGACAAUUGUUGCUAACUUGCCAGAUAUAAAGACACGCAUGGAAACUUUAAGUGAAUCUAUGAUGGACCAGUCGGCUUUAAAUGAUUUCCCAGAUACAGAGAGUGAUGAGGAAGAAGAAAUGGAGCCCAUUAUGUAUCAACCUAAAAUAGAUCUAAACAGAUUCCAGAGAUUUCUGGAGGCAGAGGAGAAAAACAACACUCUUAGUACAAUAAGUGGGCAGGCCCACCUCAGCCAUAUGGACCAGGGGCCCAUUCAGAGUACCAGAAUACAGGACACACAGAGUCUACAGACCACACAAAAUGAUGAAUGCCAUACUCCUCCUAAGCAGCACAAUGAAUCCAUAGAAAUACUGAGAAGUCCAAAAUCUGCCAUGAAUGACACACAAAAGAUAAAGAAAACUAAACGAAGAGUUGAACCUGAGGCAACUCAGCAUAACUCUACAUUCAACUUAAAUGAAUUAAAAAAGGUCUUGGUGCAGCUGGAGAAUGAGAUAGGAGAUCUUGAGACCCAGACAGGCCGUCGUCCUCGAGCAGAACAGCCUCGACAGGAUACUUUUUCAGGUUACACAAUGUCUCUUGUGGACUCUGUAACGAAGCUCAGCAGGUAUCUCAAAGAGUCUGAGAUGAGGUUGAAAGCUGAGGCUCUGCUGAGAGAACAGCUGAUGCAGGAUGUGAAGCAAUUGACAUCCCUUAUAGACGCCCUUACCUCAGACAUUAUUCAUACACAAGAAGAAUUCAACACAAUGAGAACAGAGUACAGCAAAUACAGACAGGAGACCAGUCAAGAAAUAAGGGCUCUAAAGGUUUCCUUGGUUAAUGCUGGACUGUAUAUAGAACCAGAGCUACAAGUGAACAGAACACCACCAACCAGUCAGUCAACACACAGCACAGUAUCAUCAGGUAUGCCAGUCCCAAACAUUUCAGAAAACAGUCAGCCUUCCAUACCAGCUAUACCUCAGCAUUUAAACCCAGCAAACUUAGCAAACCCAUCAGCUGUAUUGUUAUCCCCUCCAGUCAGGAAAACACGAGUACAGCAACCGCAACAGCAGACAGGACCUCUUCCAAUGAUGGAUCUAGGUCAACAUUUUGAGGAACCUGUACAACCUACACAGCCCCAGCAUAAUGGCAGCCUACAACAGCACGGGAACCUGGAUAUUUCAGACCUGGCGCACCCUGAUGUAUUUCAUGAACCUACAAUGGUCAGUAAAACUAUACAAGAAGUCAGGGUAUCCUCAGGCAGAGAGGAGCACAGACAUCCCAUACAGUCUAAUGUAAGCAUUCCACAAGAUCCCCGGGGCUCAGUUACUCAGGGUGCCACUUCACAGGACAAUGGGUCCUCCUCUGGAUCCUCUCAGACUGCGAACCAGGCAGCACAUGUUAGUGUACCCAGACCCACCCCACUGGUGCAGAGCACUGUGCCACCCCAGCAAAAUGGACAAGUAGACCUUACUUCACAGAUAGCACAGUUAAACAAGCAGCACGAGGAAGCACAAAAACGUCUACAUGCUUUGCUGCAGCAGCAACAAAUGCAACACAAGCAGCGAGAGAUGGCACCACAACUUGGACCAUACAAGUUAGCUGUAUCAGCUUCAUCUCAUCCUCCACCUCUACAAAUAAGUAAAAACUCUGCUCCAAGUGGUGGAAUGCCUCAUACACAGCAGGUUCCCAAAAGAUUUACACAGCAACAACAGAUGCCUGCCAGAGUUAGUGAACCAGAAAAUGAAAAAACUCAGCCACCAUCUAACAAGAGAGGUUUGCCUGCCUAUCCAGUGUCUCCCCCAAUAUCUCCUAUAUCUGAAAGAUCUGAUAAUUUCGCCACAAUCCAAGGCAUGAACCAGAAUGCCAGAGUAAACACAGCACCUCCCUAUGGAAUUACUGUAUCCUUGCCGACGGUGGAUCUGUCACUAGAGAGCAGUCCAUCACCACGGUGAUAGGCCUAGUGCUCGGAUUAUUUUUUAUUAGGUUGCAACACUGAACAUGCAACAAGAUAUCUGACUGCACUAAUCACAGUUUUAUGUGAUACAUGUGAAUAACUAUUUAUAUUUAAACAA